This is a messenger RNA of Gongylonema pulchrum, 238 nucleotides long. Lineage: Eukaryota; Metazoa; Nematoda; Chromadorea; Rhabditida; Gongylonematidae. The record is from the annotation of a GenBank genome assembly.
GCAGGAAGAAAGUCGUCGUCGUUACGAAGAUACAAUUACGCAAGUGAAGCAUCGUGCUGUUGAAUUAAGCUGCCCAAGGUCGGUGGAGUCGAUCGCUGCUCUGGCUGAUUUUACUCAGAUGCCAGCCGAAGUCUCGUACGCCAGCUCGGAAGGUCUAACAGCUAAAAAAUGCCAGCUCUGUGAUAUACUGGUAUCAUUUUUUGCAAAAUUUCUUUCACUUUGCUAUGAGCUUCUUUGA